Molecule: messenger RNA, 3044 nt
Organism: Phascolarctos cinereus (koala)
Lineage: Eukaryota; Metazoa; Chordata; Mammalia; Diprotodontia; Phascolarctidae
Biological process (GO): regulation of transcription by RNA polymerase II
Molecular function (GO): RNA polymerase II cis-regulatory region sequence-specific DNA binding; DNA-binding transcription factor activity
Source: RefSeq, a predicted model, not a curated record
GCCGACACUUCCGGUCUGGGUUGUCUGGCGCCCUGAGGGAAAGAGGUUCGGGGGCUCCGGGUCUGGUCUGGUUCCGUCUCCGCAGCCGGGGCCGGCGCGGAGGAGUUCCUGGCCACGGUUCCAGUGGCCUUUGCCGUGAGGUUGCAUGCACUUGCACACAGCCCUGAACCUCACUUUCUGUGUCCCUGAUGGUCCCAGGCUGUGCUCAGGGACAGGACGUGCUCUCAAAGGAAAUGGAGAUGGAGAUGUCUGCGCUGGGAGCAGGACCAGAGUUACCUACUGCACCUACUCCUCAAAUCAACAAUUCACCGAGGAUCCGACCCAGAACUCUGUGUCAUGAAAUUCUGCUCCCCCUCCACGAUCCCCAUCAAGGUCAACUUGAUCUCCCUGUUCCGGCCCAUCUUCCCGAGUGGAGCCUGGGAGACCAAGCAGUAGUAGCUGAGUCCUUGCCAGCCAGGCUCCAGACAUCUCUGAUGUUCAAGGAUGUGGCUGUGUACCUCACCCGCGAGGAGUGGGGCUGUCUCGGCCCUGCCCAGAGGGGUCUCUAUAGGGAUGUGAUGCUGGAGAAUUACGGGAACCUGGUCUCAUUGGGAUUCUCAGUAUCCAAACCUGAUAUAAUUUCCCAGCUGGAAAAAGGGGAAGAGCCAUGGGUCCUGGACACACAGGGAGCUGGAGGGAGAGACAUCAUGAAAAGUGACUAUUCAGAUUGUGAGACCAAAACUAAAAAAGAGUUAUCUCCAAGACAGAAAAUAUCUGAAAAAAUGGAGUUACAGGGGCUGAUACUGGGAAGACUCAAGAGACCUGAAUCUGGAGAGGCCUAUAAAAUUGAGAAUCAAUUAGAAAAACAGUGGGAAAAACUUGUGGUGGGAGCCCUAAGGAAAUCCCGUUCUCUGGAAAGAAAUUGCAAGCCGAUGACAGUGAUCCCCAUGAAAGCUUCUACCAGAGUGAGAGGUCAGGAAUGUAACGAAUUUGGAAGGCACUUACAUCUGACUUCAAAACAUGUUAGACACCAGAGGGUUCCCAAAGGUGAGAAAACCUAUCAAUGUGCAACUUGUGGCCAAACUUUCAAAAAGAAUUCAGACUUUGUUAAUCAUCAGAGUGUCCAUACACGAGAGAAGGGUUGUAAACUUAACAUAUAUGGAAAAAUGCCCAGACAGAAUUCAAUUAGUAUUGAACAUCAGCAACUUCAUAACACAGAGAAACCUUUUGAGUGUAAUGAAUGUGGAAAAGGUUUCAGCCAGAACAGAGCACUUAUCCAGCAUGAGAGAAUUCAUACUGGAGAGAAACCUUAUGAGUGUGGUGAAUGUGGAAAAACUUUUAGUCGCAGUUCUAUCCUUACUAAACAUCAGAGGAUUCACACUGGUGAGAAACCCUACAAAUGUAAUGAGUGUGGAAAAGCCUUUGGUGCUCGUUCAUACUUUUUUCAGCAUUGUAAAAUUCAUACUGGAGAGAAACCCUAUGAAUGUAAUGACUGUGGAAAAGCCUUUAGUACUAGAUCAUCAUUUAUUCAACAUGGUAAAAUUCAUACUGGAGAGAAACCUCAUGAAUGCCAUCAAUGUGGGAAAGCCUUUAGUCAUAGUUCUAACCUUAUUCAUCAUCAGAGGAUUCAUACUGGGGAAAAACCCUUUCAGUGUAAAGAAUGUGAGAAAGCCUUCAGUAGGCACUCACAUCUUAUUCAGCACCAGAGAAUUCACACUGGAGAGAAACCAUAUGAGUGUAAUGACUGUGGGAAAGCAUUCAGUGCACGUUUAUCCCUUAUUCAGCAUCAGAGAAUUCAUACUGGAGAGAAACCAUAUGAGUGUAAUGAAUGUGGCAAAACAUUUAGCUUAAACCGAACUCUUAUUGUGCACCAAAGGAUUCACACAGGAGAGAAACCCUAUGAGUGUAGUGAAUGUGGGAAAUCCUUCAGCCAACGUUCACAAGUUAUCCAACACAAGAGAAUUCACACUGGAGAGAAACCAUAUGUAUGUAAUGAAUGUGGGAAAUCCUUUAGUGCACGUCUAUCUCUUAUUCAACAUCAAAGAAUUCAUACUGGAGAGAAACCAUAUGAGUGUAAUGAAUGUGGCAAAACCUUUAGCCAGAAAGGUCACCUUAUUCAGCAUCAGAGAAUUCACACAGGAGAGAAACCCUAUGAGUGUAAUGAAUGUGGAAAAGCCUUUAGUCAGAGCUUUAAUCUUAUUCACCAUCAGAGAACACAUAAUGGAGAAAAACCCUAUGAAUGUAAUGAAUGUGAUAAAGCAUUCAGUGUACUUUCUUCCCUUGUUCAACAUCAGAGAGUACAUAAUGGAGAAAAACCCUAUGAAUGUAAUAAAUGUGGGAAAGCCUUUAGCCAGGGUUCACACCUUAUUCAGCAUCAGAGAAGUCACACUGGAGAAAAACCUUAUGAGUGCAAUGAAUGUGGGAAAACCUUUGGCCAGAUUUCAACGCUUAUUAAACAUGAGAGAACACAUAAUGGUGAGAAACCUUAUGAAUGUAAUGAAUGUGGAAAAGCCUUCAGCCAAAGUGCACACCUUAUUCGACAUAGGAGAAUUCACACUGGAGAAAAUCCCUAUGAGUGUAAUGACUGUGGUAAAGCCUUCAAUGUACGCUCAUCACUUAUUCAGCACCAGAGAAUACACACUGGAGAGAAACCUUAUGAGUGUAGUGAAUGUGGAAAAGCUUUCAGUCAACACUCACAGUUUAUUCAGCACCAGAGAAUUCACACUGGAGAGAAACCCUAUGUUUGUAAUGAAUGUGAUAAAUGCUUCAGUGCACGCUUAUCACUUAUCCAACAUAAGAGAAUUCAUACUGGAGAAAAACCCUAUGAAUGCAGUGAAUGUGGGAAAUCAUUCCGGCAAAGCUCUCAUCUUAUUCGACAUCAGAGGAUUCACAGUGGAGAGAGACCCUUUACAUGCGAUGAAUGUGGAAAAACCUUCAGCCAGAGAAUAACUCUAAUUAGUCAUGAAAAGAUUCACACUAGAGAGUAAUCUUGUGAAUAUAGUACACAUGAAGAAAUAUUUAGUAUGCACUCAUUUUAAAUUCAGCAUCACAAAAUUCACACUAGG